Molecule: messenger RNA, 2455 nt
Organism: Selaginella moellendorffii
Lineage: Eukaryota; Viridiplantae; Streptophyta; Lycopodiopsida; Selaginellales; Selaginellaceae
Product: F-box/kelch-repeat protein At1g55270
Exons: 2
Coding region: 955-2364 (469 amino acids)
Molecular function (GO): protein binding
Source: RefSeq, a predicted model, not a curated record
CUCUCUCUACAACAAAUGCGGGCAUUGAUUCGAUCGAAAGAGCUCUCAGGGGGAGGAGAAAACAAACUUCCGCUGGAGCGGAGAAUUGAAGGAUCCUGGCCCCUGGGCGAUGGAGCUUUUGUUGGUUUCGUCGCUCCCGUUGAUCGCAUUAACAGACCGGUGACUGUUAUGCAAUCAGAUCAUUCAAUGUUUGGGCGAAAAAUCUCGCAAAACUUUCAAAGACGACGAUGCUACCAGAGGGAAUUCAUUCAAAUCCGGAAGGGAAAGAACGCCAUAGAAAGAAUCAAUCUCCACUCGUGAUGGCCGUACGGCCAUUGGGGCGAUCAAACAAACACUCCCAAGUGAAAGUUCUUCCAAGUUUAAGCUGCGCUUAGCACGCGAAUCCAUUCAAUCCAAUCCAAUCCACCUACACGCAGCAAGCAAGCACGUCUACCUAGAUAGCCUCUUAGUCCUUUAUUUUUCAUUCUUUUUUCCUUGUUCUUCCCUAUUCACCUAGAAAUCUCGCCACUGCGCUCUCGCGUUGGCUCGACAACAGUGGCGCGGCGGCAAAAAACAAUAGAUUCGAGUGGACCUGGGUGACAAAGAGCGUCGCAUUGGGCACCUAAUCUCUCUCUCAAAUUCCUCUCAAUCUCUUCUUCCCACUUAUACCUUUCUUCCAUUCCGUAGUGCCCUUCGCUUGCUCUCUCGCAAUUAACGCCCCCGGGGACGAAUCUAGAGCGAGCGAGCGAUGGCAAUUGGGACUGGGCUUGCUCGGGCGUUGCGGAAUCCGGGCGGCAAGCUGGGAUUUUGAGCGCGCCCAAUGCGAGACAGGGUCAUGAAUCGCUGACCCAAGUCGCCGGAUUCGCGAAAUGUCGAGCAGCGGGGGAGGAAUCAAGCCCACAGGGAAGAUCCAAGAGCAGAGAAAGAUCGCUCAAGAACAGAGGAGGCUAUGAUUGAUUGAUUGAUUGAUUGGCGAUGAACAGCAGCGCUAAGAGGAACAGCAGCGAGAUGAAGGCGACCGCCGCAUCGGCGAGUUCAUCCGGGCGAUCCAGCAAGAAACUCAACCAUCCCCCACAGGUCGAGAGCGCAUCCUGCUACUGCCGCGCGGAAGCCCCCAACGCAAUCUCCUCCCACAGCGCCAAGAAAUUCGUCCCGGCCACCGCCAGGCACUGCGUCCUCCAGGAAGAAGCGAUCAAGCCGCCUCCAGCCGUCCGAUCAAGAUCCCGAGCCCGAUCUAACGGCUCAAAUCCACAGCUCAUCCCGGGCCUUCCAGACGACCUCGCCAUCGCCUGCCUCAUCCGCGUCCCGCGAUUCCACCACCGCGCGCUGCGAAUCGUUUGCAAGCGCUGGCAUCGCUUGCUCGCCGGCAAUUUCUUCUACACCCAGCGCCGGAUCGCGGGUCUGGCGGAGGAGUGGGUCUUCGUGAUCAAGCGCGACAACGAGAAAGAGGGCGGCCGGAUCUCCUGGCACGCAUUCGAUCCGCGCUUCCAGCAGUGGCAGCCGCUACCGCCCAUCCCCCAGGAGUUCUGCGAGGCGCUGGGAUUCGGCUGCGCUGUGCUGGGCGGAUGCCAUCUCUAUCUCUUCGGCGGCAAGGAUCCCGCCAAGGGAUCGAUGCGCCGGGUGGUGUUCUACAGCGCGCGCACGAAUCGAUGGCACCGCGCGCCCGAGAUGCUCAAGCGGCGCCACUUCUUUGGAUCCGGCGUGAUCGACAAUUGCCUCUUCGUGGCGGGGGGAGAAUGCGAGGGCGUCCAUCGCUCGCUACGCAGCGCCGAGGUGUACGACCCUGCACGGAACCGGUGGUCGUACAUCUCGGACAUGAGCACGGCCAUGGUCCCAUUCAUCGGGGUGGUGUACGGAGGAAACUGGUUCGUCAAGGGGCUGGGUUCACACCGGCAGGUGAUGAGCGAGGUGUACAUUCCGGGGCAGAACGUCUGGUCGCCCAUUCUCGACGGAAUGGUGAGCGGAUGGCGGAAUCCCAGCGUGGCGCUGGGGGGGACGUUGUACGCUCUGGAUUGCCCCGACGGGUGCAAGCUCCGGGUGUACGACCCAGUGAGCGACACGUGGAAGAGAUCCGUGGAUAGCAAAUUCCACCUGGGGAAUUCCCGGGCGCUGGAGGCGGCGGCGCUGCUACCGUUGGAUGGGAAGCUUUGCAUCGUGAGGAACAAUAUGAGUAUUACCGUGGUGGACGUGGGCGAUGGAAGCUACGUGGGCGAUGGUAACGAUGGUAGCGGCGGUGGCAGUAGUAACGCUAGAAUUUCACAGGUAUGGGAGACCAUCGCUGGGAAGGGCCACUUUAAAACAUUCGUGACGAAUUUGCUCUCCAACAUUGCGGGAAGAAGCCGACUAAAGAGCCACAUUGUCCACUGCCAAGCUCUAUCGGCAUAGAAGUAGCAAAAAAUUCUUAUCAAAGUCUUGUUUUUGGGAGAAGAUCCAUCCAAUCCACAGGAAAAAAGAAAAGAAAGAGUGUUCUUAUUCA